This is a messenger RNA of Thunnus maccoyii (southern bluefin tuna), 3550 nucleotides long. RefSeq lists its product as uncharacterized. Gene Ontology annotation, biological process: response to bacterium. The transcript has 8 exons. Bases 2019 to 3071 code for a protein of 350 amino acids. NCBI's taxonomy places the organism in Eukaryota, Metazoa, Chordata, Actinopteri, Scombriformes, Scombridae. The record is from RefSeq and is a predicted model, not a curated record.
UGACUUAUAAACAGGAAGUGAAAGAAGAGCAUGGCUCAGAGCCGUUGUUUUUGUUAGUUUACCAAUCCUCUCGAAUCUGCCUGCAUCUUAUGCCUUUUGAUGGCAUUGUUGUUUUACUCUUUCUUACGUCAUUAAACCUGUGGACAAUGGACAACUGUCUCCAGAGUCGUGAUGUCAGGAAGGAGUUUGUCUAACUGCCAAGUUGUAUCACAGCACAUAUAGUGAGGACAGCAUAGGAGGCCCCCUGACUAGAAUCAUCAGCUCUUCCUGCUGAUGUGACUGACAGGCACAGUGGGCGGGUCAUCAUUGAUGAUGUGGAACAUCUGGAUUGGCUGCCUCCCACAAUAUUCAAGAUGUCCCCUCUAUCUUUGUGUAUCAGUGUGGCAAAUGGCUGGUUGCAUAUUUUAAAUUGAACACAAAUCAAACAGAUCCAUAAAUCCUAUUUAACUGUGUUUUACAGACAUUGUUGAAGAAUUUUACAUUAGACCAGGAACCAUAGGCCUCCUACAGAUAUAUUUUGUGUGAUGUUUAUAUCAAGGUAUAUCAAGGUUAGGGGCAUCAGUACCUCCUUUGAAAUGAACAUUUUGUCACAUGGCAGCUAAGCAGGUGAAUCCAUGUGCAAACACAGACAGGCCAGAGAUGGGGUUGGAGUGAUCAGUGUUUUAUUUUCAUAAUAGCUGGGUUAAGUAGUCAGGUGAGACCCAGGGAAUCCAAUCCAAUCUAACCCCAACCCCGGAAAUGUUGGUGCCAUGCUGCAGCACAAAACUAUUGGCUCACCAAAAGACAUCACUAUUUUAUGUUUACUGCCAAUUAAAAGGCAACAUUAGCAUUUUUUAUUUGAAUCCUACCAAUCUAAAAUGCAUAGCUUGCACGGUGAAAUAAAUACUAAGUAUGAUGUAGAUUUUUCUGCAGUAGGUACUGAAAUUAACAUCCAGUGCUAAUGUUCAGUUCCAGUGCAGGAAGUAGUGUGCCGUUCAUGAAGAAUGGUGUCUGUCAUCUGCCAGACAUCUGUCAUAGUAUGUCUGUCACCAUACUGUGGUUUAUUUGCUGUUAUGAUCAUCUUUCCCUAACAUUAAACAAGUAGUUUUACUUAAAGAUCCUCUCCAGACAUGUUGUAAGAUAUAUAAAGAAUAGAUGAAUGUGAAAACAGCCUUCUAGUGUCAAACUCUGCACAUUUAAGGCCGAACAUCCAACUCAAGGAUAAAGAGGCAAAACACAUUUUUGAGUGAAGGGGACUUUAAGUUGUUGUAAAUAAGAAAAAAAAGAACAAUUGAAAUCUCCAACAUUAAACAUAAUCUUGGGUUUGCAGAAUUACUCAACAUCAAGGUUUUGUUUAAAAAGAUAUCUGAACAUCUUUUGGUUUGAUUUUGAGUUUGAUAGGGUUAGUAUAGACCAAACAAUGAGCUAAAUCAUUCUGGAAAUGGACAAUAUAUUACCACAUAAAUCACAAAGAAGCACCUGCUAUGUAUUUUAGGGAUUCUCAAAACCAGGUCUCUGGCCAAUAAAUAUGGUAGUAAUGACAACAAUGCUCUAAAAAUGUCACUUCUUCUGACAAAUCCUUCUUUCUUGGUAGAUGACCCCAGCAAGAUAAAAUUAAAUCUAAUUUAUGAUGAUUUAUGUGUGUUUCUGAAGCACCUUGACCAUAAGUAUAAACUGAAAAGUCCAUCCAAAUAUUGUAGAAAUCUAGAUAAAAUGUUAUGAAGAAGAGUGUUUGAGAUUAUUGCAGUUCACGUCAAGAUUGAAUGAAAUCAUCUCUCAUGUUUACUCUCAGUGUCAGUAAUAGAAACACACCAUGAAACAUGAAACAAAAGCUUGCUGUUGGUGUUGUUUCAUGUGUUUAGGUUGGAAAGAUGUUUGAUAUUAUUUCCACUGUGGUAGUUCACUGAAACACCAACAUAGCGAGCAGCCAAUCAGAUUGUUCUGAAAUUGUUCCCUCCCAUUUCAUAUGAUUACAUUAAGGCAGAUCAUCUUCUGAUACUGUUUAAAUUAGCUGCUGUCUUAAGUGAAUUAACAAGAAAAUGCUGUUUGGAUUUUAUAUCCUGCUCAUGCUCAGAGUUGGGCGAUGCACAGACAAUCAGAUUUUUGUGACAAAGACUGUUGGUGUUGGAGAUAAUGUGAAUCUGACAUGUACCCGCCAGACAUCUAAGUACGAAGCAACCACCUUGUUCUGGAUCAGGCUUGUUGCUGGAAGCUUGCCUGAAUUCUUGGGAGGAACAUUUAAUAUUGAUUAUGAUGGUGUUGAUAAGACUACUCGUAUUACAGCAAAACAAAAGUCUGGGACAUUUGUCCUGCGUAUUAAUAAAUCUGAACUAAGCGAUGCUGGACUUUAUUACUGUAUAAAAGUAGACCAACUUAAGAUGACAUUUUUGAACGGAACAUUUCUGAGGAUUAAAGGACCAGAACCUGAUAUCACUGCCAUCACUCAAGACUUUCCAUCUGAUCCAGUCCGUCCAGGAGACUCUGUGACUCUCCAGUGUUCAGUGCUCUCUGACUCUGAGAAUAAAAAGUGUCCAGAAGAACACAGAGUGUACUGGUUCAGAGCUGGAUCAGAUGAAUCUCAUCCCAGUUUUAUUUACGCUCAUGGAAACAGUGGUGAUGAAUGUGAAAAGAGUUCUGAGACUCGCUCUCCACAGAAAUGUGUCUACAGCUUCUCUAAGAACGUCAGCUCGUCUGAUGCUGGGACUUACUACUGUGCUGUAGCCACAUAUAGGGAGAUAUUAUUUGGAAAUGGAACAAAACUGGACAUUGAAGCUUCAGUUGUCAGCAGGUGGAAUUUACAGAAGGCCAACACAAUUAUCUACCUGCUAUGUGCUGCUUUGGCUAUAAAUCUGGUUGUAAUAGCCUUCCUCAUAUAUCGCAUCAAGAGAAAAUCUUGUGAUUGUUGUAACGCUGCUGUUGCUCUGCAAACAAAUGCUGAAACAGCCAGUGGUGGUCAACAAAGUCAGCAGAGAUAUGAGAACUCAUUGGUUUAUUCUGGAGUAACCUUUACCAAGAAGAAAGCUGGCAAAGCAGGGAGAAGGAAUGCAAAAGCAGCAGAAGAAAAUUGUGUCUACACGACUGUCAGGGUUUAGGGGUCAGAUUAAUUCACACACCAGAUUGUUUCUAAUAUAAAAUGGGUUUUUUUUAGCACAUGCCUUUCACCUCUGAACUCAUAAUGAUUUAUUCAUACUGUAAAAUAAUGUUUUUUUGAUUUUGGAUAAAAGAUGUUUUGUGUAUCAUUCUGUUUGUUUCAUUACUUCAAAAAAGAAAAUUAAUCAUCAUGCUGCAAAAAUAACAUCUAAUAGUUAAACAUUUAGAAUAGUCUUUAGCAUACCAUAUCUUUUAUAUCUUGUUUACUGUCUCAAGCUUGUGAUGACACCCAAACUGGCAUUUUAAAAGAUUCAUCUUGAAAGAGUUGGUUUGAAAUGAAUUAGCCAUGAGGAGAGUUGCCUAUUUGCCUUUUUGAUCUGAUCUGCAUUUUUAAGGCUUGAACAUCUCAUAUGACGCUUAUCUAUGAAUUCCAUGAAACUGAUGUUUGUGUACAUGUUUUACUUUAGUUUUAAAUAAACAA